AUGCCUGAUCUGCCUCCCACCGCCGACGUUAGCUCGUCCCCUGACUUUGUGGUUCGCCUGGUGGAUCUGAUCAAGAAGAAGCUCCCAAAACCGAUCCCAGGCGUGGAAGGUCUGAGCCCUUCCAUCUACAGGGUCCAUCCCGACAUGAGGAAUGUAGAGAAGGAAGCCUACGAGUCCAAGAUUUUCUCCAUAGGGCCGCUCCAUCGCGGGAAGGCUAGACUGCUCCCCAUGGAACAGGUCAAACUUAAGUACCUGCGCGACCUCCUAAAUCGGCACAAGACAACACGCUCGAGAAAUACGUCAACGUAAUCCGCAAGUGCUUGCCCCUCGCCGAGGCGCAGUACUCGGAGAAGAUCGAGCUCUGCGAUGACGAAUUCGGGGAGAUGCUCGUGGUCGACGGUUGCUUUAUCAUUGAGUCCUUGGCCAAGCGUACCUUCCGCGAUAAGGAGGAAACGGCCGUCCUCGCCGGCAUUAGAUGGGGAUUCACUCUCCUGCGGAGGGACCUGCUUCUGCUAGAGAACCAGAUCCCCUUCCUCGUUCUAACGGAGCUAUGGAAACAGACCAACCAUUUAUCCGGCGACGGGAAGAAACCUCUGGAUAUCGUGGAGUUGGCCCGCUGUUACCUUAAGAUCGAAAUGCUGCCGAAGGAGCCAAAGCCGGACAAGAUACUCCAUCUUCUUCACCUCUAUCACUUGUGCCUGGAACCAAAUAGCGCGGAUGACACGUCCUGCGGGUGAGAGGCGAUAUACCAGCUGAAGAAAUCGAUCGAUCUGAUCUCCGUGCUUUUCUUCAGCCUGCUCUAUCUGAUUUUCAUUCGGCGCUUGCCCCGCUGCUUCGGUCCUACCAAGAAGUCGAAGGCACCGAGAGAGAUUCCCUGCGCGACGGAGCUUCGCGCGGCGGGGAUCGAAUUCAAGAAGAAGGUAGCCCCCCAAGGUAAGACCGCCUCCUACUUGAAUGUCUCGUUCAGAGAUGGGACACUAGAGAUACCAUUCCUGUCGGUGGACGAGACCACCAGCCCCCAGCUGCGGAAUCUCAUCGCCCUGGAGCAGGGCUGCGGGAACGUUGGAAAUCACUUCACCAGCUACUGCCUCUUCAUGGACAACAUCAUCAACACCGCCGGCGACGUUGCUAUACUACGGAGCUGCGGCAUCCUCGAGAACAAGCUCGGAGGCGACGCCGAGGUCGCCAACCUGUUCAACAGUCUCUGCAAGGGUACCCGUCUCAAGUAUGAGAGGCACUACAACAAAGAGACCUUCGAGGAAAUGGUGGCCUUCUCCGAAUUCGCCCACAACGAAUGGCGGGCGAGCCUGGUGCACAACUACUUCAGCAACCCAUAGGCUAUGUUCUCCGUGUUGGCUGGUUUUCUCCUCAUCGCUUUGACUGCUAUUCAAACGUACCUCACAGUCUUCGCCAGAAAGUAAUCCCCCUCCCCUAACCGACAAGAAGCUUGGAAGAAAGGGAUGGACCAGUUUCUACUAUCCCAGACAGCUCCUCUACUGUCGGCGCUCAAAUCUAACUCUUAUGCUCCCUCACUCAAGGCUCUGACAAAUUACAAGCAUUAAACGCCACAAAGGCCGCUUUUGAGCCCUGAUAAACACUUAUAACCCUGUGUAUGAAACAAAUGGGGAAAAUCUUCAACCAAACCGAAGGUCUUCGCAUCGUAAUAAUCUAGCAUUAAACUAGCGUUUGGAAUGAUGAUCUUCGUAAACAAGCAGCACCAAUUAUGCACCCGCACCCUGAGAAAAGUUAUUCCAUUUGGGGGAUGGGCCAUUAGUUAGUAUACUUUCAACAGCGACCAGCGAUCCUGAGGGUAGCCCACGCCUGCAGCGCAGGGCUUGGGCACCGUGACCUUCUAGACCGUCUUCCCAAACAGCUCUCUGGCUUCACUGAGCAGCCCCCUCUCGAAGAGGAACCCCAUCACCGUGCUGUAAGUGACUUCAUCGGGCUGGCCUCAGAAUCAUCCUCGGAGACAUCCCCCUGAGCAAAUCUACCGCCUUGUAUGUGUUGCCCAACUUGCAAUAUCCCCUGGCGAGAGCAUUGUAGGUGAUGACAAUCGGCUUGAUGCCCAUGGGUAGUCAUCUCCUCGAAGAGGCUCUGGGCGUGCUCAACCAGGUCUUCGUCGCAGAAGCCGUUAAUGACGGCUGACCUUGUAGGAGCUACAGGCUGGAGCGGCCUGUUGAAUGAUACAUCUUUCACAUCCAAUGAUAAAAGAGAACAUUUUUGUAACACAACUUUGUCAGUAGAAGUGAGAGUGAAUAAUUUGAUUUUCCCUUCUUAUUAUGAGUUAUAGCAAUCAGCUAAUUUUAAGUGCUAUCAUUUAACCAAUGAGAUCUUUAAAUUUAGGAUUAUAGAGAUGAGUUGGCAAUUGGUUUGUCCCUAGAAAGGUUGUAAGUUAAGUUCAAAGUCAAAGAAAAUCUGAAAAGUCUAAUGUUAUUCUAUCCAAAAGAAGACUUGACUUUGUUACAAUAUGGGUGAAAGUCUCAACCUUACGGCAUCCAAUAGAACCAGGUUGGAGUAUUCUGUGCCUCACGCGUAAUGGACUGGCUCUCUUAGAGUCAACGACUUCAAGAGCAUUAUACUAGAGGGGGGUACGAUCUGGAAAGUGGUUGAGAAUCCAAUAGCGAGAAUAAAAAUUGAGGAUAAUACUUCCCCCGAAGCUACUUCUGGUAUUCGCAUCGUAAUAAUCUGUUUGGUUGACGAGUCGUAGACCACCCACCUCCGAAUAGAUUGAUAACCAGUCAGAUCAAUCUCGUUGUAAUUCUCUAUCACAUGGUUACGUAGAGAUCGAUUCAGGCAACAGGGAGAAGUGUCGACCAAAAUAAAAACUAGCCGUUGACUUUCGUUAACAGUGGGGAAGGACAGCCGUAAGACCUUGAGGGAAUGAUGCAGAAAAAACCUCUUUUGUUGAUAUUAGGGAUGAUACCCCGGUUGAAGACAAGUUUUUGAACGUUAAAAUAAAUCCGAUUGGAUCUCAAGCGAUGAUAAAAUGAGUGAGUUGUGGGAUUCGUCGGUUCGACGUGUUCGUCGACGGUGAACUCCUUUCUAGGAGUAUUUUUUUCACAAAGUCAACGCACGUUGCGGCCAGAAUAAAAUGAUCUUAUCCUCGCUGCCAGAGGUACAACUCUCUACUGAGAAAAAUGGCGAGGGUGACAGACCGUGGACAGGAGCAGGGCAUGCCGCCGUCGCCAUGGGGAACGUUUCUGGUGAGACCUCGCUAGAAAUGGCAUCCCUCCCCCAGAAGCACAAUCCGGCUUCCACCUCCGACGGUAGUUGGUCUCUUCGUAUGGAUCCUCUGUUGGAUCUGAUCAACAUGAAGCUCAUGGAACCGAUCGCCGACGACCGUCCGCGACCUUCUAUCUGGAGGGUUCAUCCCGACUUGAGGAAGGUAGAGGAGGAAGCCUACGAGCCCAAGCUGCUCGCCAUCGGCCCGCUCCAUCACGGGAAGCCCAGACUGCACCACAUGAAACAGAUCAAACUUACGUACCUGCGCGGCCUCCUAAAUCGCCACAAAAUGAACAGCCUGGAGAAAUACAUCGCCGUAAUCCGCAGCUGCUUGCGGGACGCCGAGCUGCAGUACUCGGAGAAGAUCGAGCUCUCUGACGACGAAUUCGUGGAGAUGCUUGUGGUCGACAGUUGCUUCAUCAUCGAGUACUUGGCCAGGCGGGUCUUGGACACCCCAAAGGACGCGGCCUUCCUCGCCGACGUUAAAUGAGGAUUCAGCCACCUGCGGAGGGACCUGCUGCUGCUAGAGAACCAGAUCCCGUUCCUUGUUCUAACCGAGCUAUUUAAUAAGACGACGAUCCCCCUCAAACGGCCCGCGAAAGGAACCUCUGAAUCUUAUGGAGUUGGUCCUCAAGUUCCUCAACAUCGAUAUGCCGCCGGAGAAUCGCCCCCAACCGGGCCACGUAUUCCAUCUUCUCCACCUUCGGCACAUGUGCCUGAAUCCAGGUCGCGUGAAGGAGGAACCCCAUCGGCGCUCCUGCGGCGAAGUGGCGAUGAUCCGACUGAAGAAAUCGUUCGAUCUAAGCACCAUACCUUUCUUCGGCUUGCUCUAUCUGAUCUUCUUUUCCCCCUGCUGCCGCAUUUUCCGUGCCGCCGAGAAAUUGAAGGCGCCGAAAAUUAUUCCUUCCACGACGGAGCUUCUUGAGGCGGGAAUCAAAUUCGAGAAGGUAGCCCCCCUAGGUCGGAUGGAAUGCUACUUCAAGGUUUCGUUCAAGGCGGGGACGCUGGAGAUCCCUUCCCUGACAGUGGACGAGACCACCAGCGCCCUGCUGCGGAACCUCAUUGCCCUGGAGCAGUGCUGUGGAGGCAACAUUGGAGAUCACUUCACCACCUACUCCGUCUUCAUGGACAACAUCAUCAACACCCCCCGCGACGUCGCCAUCCUAGAGAGCAUGCUCGGAAGCGGCGCCGAGGUCGCCGACCUAUUCAACAGUCUCUGCAAGGGCACCCAUCUGAAGUACGAAAAGCACUAGAACGCCGAACUCUUCAAGGAAGUGACGGCCUUCUGCCAACUCGCCCGCCAUUGAAGUGACGGCCUUCUGCCAACUCGCCCGCCACAAAUGGCGGGCGAGUCUGGUGCACGACUACUUCCGCAGCCCUUGGGCUCUGGUCUCCCUGUUGGCUGGGUUUCUCCUCCUCGCUUUCACUGCUGUUCAAGCAAUCUUCACAGUCCUUAGAAAGUAA
Spirodela intermedia is the source of this 4686-nucleotide messenger RNA. NCBI's taxonomy places the organism in Eukaryota, Viridiplantae, Streptophyta, Magnoliopsida, Alismatales, Araceae. The record is from the annotation of a GenBank genome assembly.